AGCAACGCGGCUCCAGUCUCACCCCGCCCGAGGGGGUGAAGACUUCGGCUCCCGCCCGUCCCGUCCGUCCCGUCCGUGCCGCCGUCGCGGCCCCGGCAGCGGCAUCGUCGGGCGCCGCCAUGGCCGGGCCCCUGCUGCUGCUGCUGCUGCUGCUGCCGCUGCUGCUGCUCCGCGCUCAGGGGGCCGUAUUCAUCGAGAAAGAAAAUGCCAACAAGUUCUUGGAAAGAACAAAACGUGCUAACUCUUUCUUAGAAGAAUUGAAGAAAGGGAAUAUUGAAAGAGAAUGCAAUGAGGAGCGCUGCUCAAAAGAAGAAGCAAGAGAAGCUUUUGAAGACCAGGAGAAAACUGAGGAAUUCUGGAACAUCUAUGUAGAUGGGAACCAAUGCAGUUCAAAUCCUUGUCACUAUGGUGGCCACUGUAAAGAUGGAAUUGGUUCCUACACUUGCACGUGCUUGGAUGGCUAUCAAGGCAAGAACUGUGAAUUUGUCAUACCCAAGUUCUGCAGAAUAAACAAUGGCGACUGUGAGCAGUUCUGCAGUGUCAGAAGAGAUGGACGGAAGGAUGUGCUGUGUUCCUGUGCAGAUGGGUAUGCUCUAGCAGAGGAUGGCAAACGCUGUGUUGCAACAGUAAAAUUCCCUUGUGGAAAAGUUUUUGUGGCAAGGCAGAAAAGGUCUGUUCUUUCACCCGCUGACUAUAAUAAUGGAACAAGUGAUGAAGAAAUGACUUUUGCAAACGGAACGAGCGCAGAGGAGGGCUUUGCAAUUACCACAGAAAGCCCAACCCCUCCCCCUGACAACAGAACAAGCAGCAAGACUCCAUAUGUGGAUACCAGGAUAGUUGGUGGGGAUGAGUGUCCUCCUGGCCAAUGCCCAUGGCAGGCUGUUCUGAUAGAUGAGGAAGGAAAAGUGUUUUGUGGUGGAACUGUUCUGAGUGAAAAUUUUAUACUUACUGCAGCUCAUUGCAUAAACCAAUCCAAAGAAAUCAAAGUUGUUGUUGGUGAAGUAGACAGAGAGAAGAAAGAGCCAUCUGAAUCAAUGCACACUGUGGACAAAAUAUUCGUUCACUCCAAGUUUGUUGCUGAGACUUAUGAUAAUGACAUUGCCUUAUUAAAGCUGAAGGAGCCUAUCAGGUUUUCGGAGUACGUCGUCGCAGCGUGUCUCCCCAAAGCAGACUUUGCUAANGGAGCAGGGGAUCUUGCAUGGCUGGGCUGGGUGCCCUUGUCAGUCUUUCCAGCUCGGAGGAUGAGCAUGGCAGGUCAUCGUGGGACAGUGUGGCUUCUUCCUGUUGUCCUCCUUUUCCUUCAGAUGAGGCAGACAGAUGGGAACCAAUGCAGUUCAAAUCCUUGCCACUAUGGUGGCCACUGUAAAGAUGGAAUUGGUUCCUACACUUGCACGUGCUUGGAUGGCUAUCAAGGCAAGAACUGUGAAUUUGUCAUACCCAAGUUCUGCAGAAUAAACAAUGGCGACUGUGAGCAGUUCUGCAGUGUCAGAAGAGAUGGACGGAAGGAUGUGCUGUGUUCCUGUGCAGAUGGGUAUGCUCUAGCAGAGGAUGGCAAACGCUGUGUUGCAACAGUAAAAUUCCCUUGUGGAAAAGUUUUUGUGGCAAGGCAGAAAAGGUCUGUUCUUUCACCCGCUGACUAUAAUAAUGGAACAAGUGAUGAAGAAAUGACUUUUGCAAACGGAACGAGCGCAGAGGAGGGCUUUGCAAUUACCACAGAAAGCCCAACCCCUCCCCCUGACAACAGAACAAGCAGCAAGACUCCAUAUGUGGAUACCAGGAUAGUUGGUGGGGAUGAGUGUCCUCCUGGCCAAUGCCCAUGGCAGGCUGUUCUGAUAGACGAGGAAGGAGAAGAGUUUUGUGGUGGAACUGUUCUGAGUGAAAAUUUUAUACUUACUGCAGCUCAUUGCAUAAACCAAUCCAAAGAAAUCAAAGUUGUUGUUGGUGAAGUGGACAGAGAGAAGAAAGAGCCAUCUGAAUCAAUGCACACUGUGGACAAAAUACUUGUUCAUUCUAAAUUUAUUAUUGACACUUAUGAUAAUGACAUUGCCUUAUUAAAGCUGAAGGAACCUAUCAGGUUUUCGGAGUACGUCGUCGCAGCGUGUCUCCCCAAAGCAGACUUUGCUAAUGAAGUUCUGAUGAACCAAAGAUCUGGGAGGGUUAGUGGCUUUGGGCGUGAAUUUGAAGGCGGACGAAGAUCCAAAAAACUGAAGGUGCUCGAAGUCCCCUAUGUUAACAGGAACACUUGUAAGCAGUCCACUAACUUAGCCAUAACUGAGAACAUGUUCUGUGCUGGUUAUGACACAGAACAAAAGGAUGCUUGCCAAGGAGAUAGUGGUGGCCCCCAUGUGACCAGAUACAAGGAUACUUACUUUGUUACUGGAAUUGUUAGCUGGGGAGAAGGAUGUGCAAGGAAGGGUAAAUACGGUGUCUACACUAAACUGUCCCGAUUCUUGCGUUGGGUAAGAACAGUCAUGAGUUUUGAAAAUUUUAUACUUACUGCAGCUCAUUGCAUAAACCAAUCCAAAGAAAUCAAAGUUGUUGUUGGUGAAGUAGACAGAGAGAAGAAAGAGCCAUCUGAAUCAAUGCACACUGUGGACAAAAUAUUCGUUCACUCCAAGUUUGUUGCUGAGACUUAUGAUAAUGACAUUGCCUUAUUAAAGCUGAAGGAGCCUAUCAGGUUUUCGGAGUACGUCGUCGCAGCGUGUCUCCCCAAAGCAGACUUUGCUAAUGAAGUUCUGAUGAACCAAAGAUCUGGGAGGGUUAGUGGCUUUGGGCAUGAAUUUGAUGGUGGAGAACUCUCAAAAAAACUGAAGGUGCUCGAAGUCCCCUAUGUUAAUAGGAGCACUUGCAAGCAGUCCACUAGCUAUGUAUUUACUGAGAACAUGUUCUGUGCUGGUUAUGACACAGAGGAAAAAGAUGCUUGCCAAGGAGAUAGUGGUGGCCCCCAUGUGACCAGAUACAAGGAUACUUACUUUGUUACUGGAAUUGUUAGCUGGGGAGAAGGAUGUGCAAGGAAGGGUAAAUACGGUGUCUACACUAAACUGUCCCGAUUCUUGCGUUGGGUAAGAACAGUCAUGAGUUUGUAGUGGUGGUGUGUCCCUUGAUCCUUCUUGCUAGCUACCAAGAUGCAGGAUUGGUAAUGGAAACUUUCUUUUCCUGCACAUCUGCUAAGCUGGUUUUGAAAUCUGGUUCCUUAAAGUUAUGGUCAGCUUCCAUUUCUAGUCUUCCUGUCUUUAAAGCACCUCUCUGUGGACUGCGGAGGAGUUUAGAAUUGGUUGAAUGAGGGAAUUUCUCCAAACAAAAAGGCUUCUGAGCAGAGUCUUUGGCUUCUUUCAGUUAUUUAUCAAUGGCCAUUUUGGUUCCUAUGUGUUGACACCAGUGCUCCUACCAGAGGCUGUUAAACAUGUUCUGAGCAGUCCCGAGUCAUGAUGAAAGCAGGAAGGACAGGACUCAGUUAAUCCUCAUAUUGCAGCCAUCUGGCUCAGCAGGGAGUUUGUCCUUACUGGAGUUGUUGAGCUUCUGCCUUUAGACAUGACCAGAAGAUUAAGGAGCAGGGGAUCUUGCAUGGUAAAAGCUGAGACACAAUUAAUUAAUCAGUGUUUGGUGCUAAAUGGCCACAUGUUCCACAAAUGGCCUGCUCAGAUCACACCUGCUCAUUAAAAGGGGUUUUGCUUUGUAAGGAUUGUACUUCACUUUAUUUUUAUUUGUACACUCUGUUCAUUGGAAAAAAAUAUAUGUGCACAUUCACUGUUUUCUGUAUCUUGUUCUGGAUUAUGUAUGGCUGAGGAGUGGAAAGCUCCUUACAAGUGUAUUGGUCUAGAUGUUCCUGUUAGGUGCAAUAUUGAUGUACACCAGCAUUUGAAAUAAAACAUUCUUUCUCUUUUGUUC
Molecule: messenger RNA, 3888 nt
Organism: Cyanistes caeruleus (blue tit)
Lineage: Eukaryota; Metazoa; Chordata; Aves; Passeriformes; Paridae
Source: RefSeq, a predicted model, not a curated record